UAGAGAUGAAAACAAGCUUGACAUGUUCUUCUGCCUUGAAAAGGAACUUGCAGCUACCCACGGUGCCAGUAGCUUCUCUUGCAUGUCCGCCAAGCAAGUGGUUCUUUGUCCGUGUUGCGUGGAAAGUGUGUUACUACUGCUAGUGGCCGACGCUGUUCCUUCGAAUCCUGAGAGAGCCAUCCGCGAUGGCCUUCGCUGCUACAGCUCGGCAAUCGGCAAUGUCCGCUACCAUGUUGUUGUUGCUGGUGGUGUUUACUCUGUUGGUUGUCAUUCCGAGUACACCCGCCGCUACUAUCCCAGCCGUGCCACCCAGAAACGAUACCUGUAUGACAAGAUGGCUGACUGCCGCUACAGUAGGCAGUGGUGUUUCAAAUGAAGACGUGCAGCGAUUCGAGAGGCUGUUGAAGAAGUUCGAAACAGCUGUUGACGAGGACACUGUUCACGAUACUGACCAAGAACUACUGGAAACAGUUCUCGGUGGAAAUGAGCAGGCUGUGAAUUUCCUCUAUCGCUGCAUGGGUAACCAUGACGAUACCGAGUGUCUGCGACAAUCACCAUGCCAGCAUCUUGGUCGGUGUGUGUACAGUAGGGAACCUGGUUCAUCAGGAUCACCGUACCCAGGGUACAGAUGUGUGUGCUCUAGGGGUGUCAGGGGACGGUUUUGUCAGCACGCAUUACCUAGCUGUUCAUCAUCACCGUGUAAGAAUGGUGGUACUUGUCAGGAGACAAGUGAAGGAUACACAUGCCAAUGCCCCACACUCUACACAGGACGACAUUGUCAAAAACAAUGGUUGUCCAAGCACAUUCUGGCAAACAUGACGUCAUCGUUGUCCAAACUUACCUCCAUUACAUACAACGUGCUGGCCGCCUCAGCAAAUGCAGAGAAGAAGUCGUCCGACACAGUCGCUACUUUUCUCUCCCGUCUCCAAGUCACAGUCAAUCGAAACCUCGAUCAGAGAUUGGAAGCAAUGCAGCGAAACCAUACCACAUACGUCCAGAGCUCUGAGAGAAACUCUGCAAACCUAAGACAAGACCUAAAUGCUGUCAAGUCAAGUUUGCGGAGCUCGGAGAGAGACUCUGCCAACCUAAGGCAAGACCUACAUGCUGUCAACUCAAGUUUGCAGAAUUCUGACCGGAGAGCUGCACGUCUUGAGCAAGCAUUGGGUCAGCUGCAAACUAAGUUGGCGUAUCUGGGCACAGGCUGUAAUCUUCGAACUCUUGGAUACAAGUAUCAGAGUCGUCACAGCAUCAACUAUAGUCCGGAUAAAGGACAGAUUACAUCCGUGACGUUCAGAAAGAAGCAUACCAACACUGUACUGAAGUUAUCCUAUUCUGGUAACAUACGCACAGCGACAGGAAACACAGGUGCGCGUUGGUACUUGAACAUCGACAACAGGGAGUGUGCUAGACCUACCAAGAUUGAUAUAAUGAUGUACCAGAACAGUGGUGACAACACCUUUGUCCCCGCCGUACUGACUGGUAUCUGUGAGUCGACGUACAGCAGUGGAGCUAACAUUGCAGCUGGAGAUCACACCAUCACAGUACAUGUUGGAAGACUUCGGGGCUAUGCCGCCAGUGAUGCACAUACAGGCUAUCUCAGCACCUCGAUUCUUGAGAUUCAAGAAAUGUGUCCACAGUUUUAGCAUCUGAAAUGGUUAUAGGAGUGUACGUUGAUAUGGGAAGAUGGACAACAAGGAACAGGCCAGACCCACUAAGAAUGAUAGAACUGUAGGAAAGAGUACUGCCCACACCAACCAUGCAUUGUACUAUAUUUACUGACCAGUAUCUGUCAGUGGAUUAGAGCUAACCUUUUCCGCUGGAGAUCACAUGAUUACCUUGCAUAUUACAAGAAUUCUGAGGCCAUAGCUAUGGGAGUCCAUGCACAUGUUAGCCCACACUCAAUAGACUCGUUGUCUAGUUCCAACUGUUUUUCGGUAGUAACAUAGUCUGCACUGUUCAAAUUGUGUGUGUGUGUGUGUGUGUGUGUGUGUGUGUGUGUGUGUGUGUGUGUGUGUGUGUGUUAGUGUGUGCGUGUGUGUGUGUGCAUGUGCGUGUGUGUAUGUUAGUGUGUGUGUGUCUGUGUGUGUGUGUGUGUGUGUGUGUGUCUGUGUGUGUGCGUGCACACGCGCACGCGCGCACGUGCGUGUGUGUGUUCGGCUGUACUGUCUGUUUUGCAUUGUCACUGACCAACUACCCAAGAUUGUUUUUUUAAUUCUUGUUCUUGCUGGUAUUGGAGUUUGGAAUUUAAUAGCCAUGUCUUUCUUUAUGCAGUAACGAUGUCUCCACUGGCACCAUUACACAUGUACUGUAUAUUUUCUGCUGGUCUGCAUUCUGUUUUCUACAUACCUCCUUUAUACGGUUAUACGCGCGCACGUGCGUGUGUGUGUUCGGCUGUACUGUCUGUUUUGCAUUGUCACUGACCAACUACCCAAGAUUGUUUUUUUAAUUCUUGUUCUUGCUGGUAUUGGAGUUUGGAAUUUAAUAGCCAUGUCUUUCUUUAUGCAGUAACGAUGUCUCCACUGGCACCAUUACACAUGUACUGUAUAUUUUCUGCUGGUCUGCAUUCUGUUUUCUACAUACCUCCUUUAUACGGUUUCCAUGACCACCUGGUCGUGACUAACAUAUCUGUGUCUCAAGUACAUGUACAUGUACCAAGAGUACAUAACCUCUUGACUGUACUCAUGCAUGUAAAUGAAAUGCCUAUAGGCGUGAGUGGCUUGAAAACAGUUACUUGCGUGUGCAUUCAUUCUGGCAUUGACUGAGAAGCGAGGACAGAAGGAAGAAGGAGAAAAGAACUUAAAAAAAGAGUGCUCAGGUUCCUCCGGGGUUCGAACCCGGGACCCUUUGCGUGUAAAGCAAAUGUGAUAACCACUACACCAAGGAACCCUUGCUGCUGGUGGAGUGCUUGAAGCAGUCAGCUAUUCGUAGCAGAAUGUUUAUUUCCACAGACCAAUGGACAGAUACCAAUACUCAGUAUUACAUCCCCAAGAUCAGUCACAGGUGUGGAUCUACGUUUUUUGCAGGCCUA
Messenger RNA from Sycon ciliatum, 3028 nucleotides. RefSeq lists its product as uncharacterized. Gene Ontology annotation, biological process: heterophilic cell-cell adhesion; establishment or maintenance of epithelial cell apical/basal polarity. The transcript has 9 exons. NCBI's taxonomy places the organism in Eukaryota, Metazoa, Porifera, Calcarea, Leucosolenida, Sycettidae. Gene Ontology annotation, cellular component: protein-containing complex; plasma membrane. The record is from RefSeq and is a predicted model, not a curated record. Bases 186 to 1643 code for a protein of 485 amino acids. Gene Ontology annotation, molecular function: Notch binding.